This is a messenger RNA of Lepisosteus oculatus (spotted gar), 4381 nucleotides long. Its product is annotated as adhesion G protein-coupled receptor E5. The record is from RefSeq and is a predicted model, not a curated record. Gene Ontology annotation, biological process: adenylate cyclase-activating G protein-coupled receptor signaling pathway; cell surface receptor signaling pathway. Lineage: Eukaryota; Metazoa; Chordata; Actinopteri; Semionotiformes; Lepisosteidae. Gene Ontology annotation, cellular component: plasma membrane. Gene Ontology annotation, molecular function: calcium ion binding; G protein-coupled receptor activity.
GGGCAGUAGCGGCAUGCUCUCGGCCGGUCGGAGUUCAGUAGUUUCCCCAAGGGUGUGUCUUAGCAGCUGAGACUGCUGAAUAACUGCUGUAUCGCUGCCCAGAGUGACACAGUACACGAGAAAGUCACAGGCACACAGGAACAAACUUGCUUGUAGUUUAAGAACUCACGUCGACUGUCACCGUUGACUCUGCUGUGGUGGAUUAUUAGCAGAGAAAUUUCACAGUACGAUAAGAAGGCUUGUGUUGAAACUUUUUGAGAGACUGAGUCAUACUGUAUUAAGCUCUAUCUGUAAAGAUCUACUGAAGGGACAGUGGAGUUGUAUUUGAAGUGGAGUUCUAUUUUUUAAAUGUGUUGAUAGGAAAACUGGGAAAUUACGAGUCCUGAAUUUUCUUUUAAAGCUGGAAAUCUGGAAUCCUGAAUUGGGAAUAAAUCAGAAGGCUUUUACCAAAUCCGGGUUUUCAACAUCUUUCAAGUUGUUGUUAAAUCUUCAAUCAUGGGAUCAGUUAAUAAACUGUUUAUACUGGGUCUGUAUCUCUGCCUCACUCUGAUUUUGGGGGUUAUGUCUUCAUGUCCCAGUGGAUUUACAAAUCUAUCUAAUGGAACAUGUACAGAUGUGGAUGAGUGCAGAGGAGAUAAAUACUGUCCUAAUAAUGCAUUUUGCUUCAACACAAUUGGAAGUUUCUUCUGUCAGUGUGAACCUGGGUUCAGAUCAUCUUCUGGGAAAACCAAUUUAACAUUCACUGAAACAUGUGAAGAAAUUAAUGAGUGUCGAGAGAACAAAACGAUUUGUGGUCCAAAUGCUACAUGUAGUAACACAAUUGGAAGUUAUAACUGCACUUGCAAUAAAGGAUACAAAGCAAGUCCCGGCGAAGACAAGUUCAACACCAACCUGGAUGUCACAUGUGAAGAUGUAGAUGAGUGCACACAGGGGCUGAUCUGUGGCAGCAAUGCCAACUGUUCUAACUCAGCUGGCAGCUACUGGUGUGUCUGUCAUCCAGGGUUCAGCCAGUCUGAGAACUCCACAGGAAACUGCUCAGAUAUCGACGAGUGUAAAAUGAUUCCACCUGUGUGCGGACCUCAGACAAAUUGCAAUAACACCCCUGGCAGUUACAGCUGUAUCCCUUUCUGUGGGCCAGGAUUAAUCAAUUAUGGAAAUGGCUCAUCUCAAUGCAAAAAACUGAAUUGCAACAGCCUGUUCAAAAACGAAGCUGGACAAGAGAAGCUACCUUCUGGAUUAAAAAAAGUGGUGAAUGACCUCAACGACUCAUGUUUGAUGAUAAGUGAUCAGUCUUAUCCAGACGGCAACACAUAUCUAAUGAGGUUUCUGGGUAUUGUUGAUGAUCUCCUACUUGGUGGAGUACUGGACAGGAAGAGUGUAUCAUCAUUCCUUCAUACCACAGAGCAAGCCAUGAUGCUGAUUGCACCUCUAAUGAAAGAGAGCCAGACCUGGAUCAAUGUCUCGACUUUGGGCGUGGAUUUCCUCGUGUCCCGGGGCAGUGAUCCACCUACGGGAAGCAUCAGCUUGUCUUCAGAGUACGCUGUCUUGGACACUCACUGGGAAACGGUAGCCAGCCAAGACAACCAAGGUUUUGCUGCUGCUGCCUUGGUUACCUAUUAUGAUCUGGAAUCCUCCGUCAAUAGCUCUUUUGAUGCUGUUUUCCGUGAGACGGGUGAAAAAGACCGGACCUCUUUUCAGAUCAACUCGAAAGUGGUGACGGUGUCCGUCAGUAAUGAGCAUACAGAAAAGCUCGAGAAGUCCGUCCACAUCACCUUCUCUAACUUGAAAAAAGCAGAGUAUAAAACUUGUGUGUACUGGAACAAAGGUGAAUGGUCUACUCAGGGCUGUGUGGCAAAGCAUUUCAAUGAUACUCACACCGUGUGCGAAUGCGAUCAUCUCAGCAGUUUCGCUGUCCUAAUGUCCCUCUAUGACCUAAAGGACUCCUUUGAGCUGCAAAUGAUCACCUGGGUGGGGCUCUCUCUGUCCCUGCUCUGCCUGCUCUUGUGCAUCGUCACCUUCUACUGGUGCCGUUCCAUCCAGGGAACACGAAACACCAUCCACCUGCAUCUCUGCAUCAGCCUCUUCAUCGCGGACCUGGUCUUCCUCGCCGGCAUCUCCAGGACCCAGAACAAGGGAGGCUGCGCGUUGGUGGCGGGGCUCCUGCACUUCUUCUUCCUGGCGUCGUUCUGCUGGAUGUGUCUGGAGGGGAUCCAGCUGUACCGGAUGGUGGUGCUGGUUUUCCACACCACUCUGCACCGGCUGCACAUGCUGGCCUUUGGCUACGGCAUCCCCCUUGUCAUCGUGGUCAUCUCUGCCAUCUCCUACCCCGGGGGCUACGGCACGGACAGACACUGCUGGCUGGCACUGGAUCGGGGCUUAAUCUGGAGUUUCUUUGGGCCCGUCUGUGUGAUUAUCAUGAUCAACGCCUUUUUCUUCAUGAUCACGGUGUGGAAGCUGGCAUUGAAGUUCAGCAGCCUCAAUCCAGACCUGUCCAACCUGAAGAAGAUCAAGAAAUUCACGAUUACUGCCGUCGCCCAGCUGUGCAUUUUGGGCUCCAUGUGGAUCUUUGGCUGUUUCCAGUUUGAAGAGAACACCAUUGUCAUGUCCUACCUCUUCACCAUCCUGAACAGCAUUCAGGGCGUGCUCAUCUUCGUCAUGCACUGCCUGUUGUCCAAGCCGGUGAGGGAUGAGUACCGUAAAUUCCUGCCUCCUGUGUGCAGAACCGAAAAGAAACCCAAGUACUCUGAAUUCAGCAGCUCAACAAAUAAUUCCGCCAACUCACAGUCCUUGAAGAACAGCCGCAACACGGGAGAGUCACAGAUGUGAAGGGGUGAUGACGCCGACCUACUGUACUUUGAUGCUUUGCAAAUGCUGGCGGACUGGCUUCUUAAAGGCUAGGGGGCGCUAACACACUCACCAGCCACCACUCAAGACUGGUGGAAGGUACCCAGCACAGUACUGACCGGUCGCUUUCAAUCCACCCAGCUAAAGGACGUGCUCAUAGGCCGGAAACGUCAGAUUUAUAAUAUAGGAUACUGCAAUGAAAGAGCCUCCAUGGUAGAGCUGUCACAGCAGCGCCUAUGCUAGCUCCAAAUCUGCAAUGUAAGCACCAGGAUUGACUCUCUCUCACUCUCUCUCUGCCCUGAGGAAUGAAUGACUUUUCUGGAAAGACCUAAACUCUGGAUUAGGCAAACCUGAGCAUGACUAAUUUCAAGGAGUUUUCCGAGAAUCUAUUGCAAUAUGCACUGCUUGCCCACUUUCUGAGAAUCUUGUUUCCCCCAGUGGAUCUUAACGGGCCCUGAUGUGGCUGGAUCUGUGUUCUCUUCAUAUACCGCGUACACACAUCUAAACAAUCCGAACAGUCAGUAAUCUGUUGCAUACACACACAGUAUAUCGUAUACAGAGAAUGGGCCAACUGACAAGGCUUUGACAAUGACAGUAUUUUUUACAAAGGUACGUGGGGGCUGGCUGAUCUUAAAACGCUAACAUUGUUGCUGAUAUCUUCCUAGAAGAUAUGUCUAGUUAACUUUGAUCAGGUUUCAAUAAUGAAUGAGCUGAGCAUCCUUGUAGAGCAGGUAUAAGCUUCAGGAUGGUAAUAAAUUUGAUCUGUGGUGAGGCGUACUGUAUAUCCACUUUUUCCACGCUGUGCGUGAAAUUUGAAUGUUUAAGAAGAAUAAUGAAUUAGGUACCACAUGUGGCCACUUUAGUUCAGGGAUGGUCACUUUGGGAUGAUCUAGUCUUGAACAGCAUGUUCCUCAGCACAGCCCUCUGCUUCUGUUUAAUUGAACCAGUGGUGGAAGAUCUUAACAUGCAUAUUGCCUCCUGUUGAGUUAUUGUACAUGUUUUAAGUGCAUUUUAACACAUAGUUCAAAGUCUGAAGUGCAGGUCCAGCCCAAUGUCAAAUACAAGGAGUAUUUAGACCUUUCAAUGGAGGAACAGAAGUUAAGAUGGAGUAUGCAUUCCAAAUGAUAUCAGUGAAGAAAUAUUAGAAACGUUUGCAGAGUUUUUGAAACACUUCAAAGCUCUCUAUUGCACAGUUGUUAAAAGCUGGGGUUGUGCAAAUGAGUAUUGCCAUGCAAUAGCUCUCUGUAUGACUUGCAAUGUUGGAUGUAAAAAUUGAUGUUAAUAUUUUCUUGUACAUCAGAAAAAUUAUUUGCUUUUUGUUUUGUGUCAUGGGUGGUUUGAUGUAACAUAUUUUGUUCAGUUUUAUACUGUCUUAUCGUCAAGCUAAUGGAUGUUAUAAUUUAAAGUUAAAACUGCUUUGUUUGCUUUCUGCUUCGAUGUACAAUAUUUUCAUUUAUUUUGAUACAGCACUUGUCUCAUUAUGUAUGCUUGUACAUGUGAAUGUUAUAAUUUAAAAGUAUUUUCUAUUGAUGCAAUC